Puccinia triticina is the source of this 420-nucleotide messenger RNA. RefSeq lists its product as uncharacterized. The record is from RefSeq and is a predicted model, not a curated record. Bases 1 to 420 code for a protein of 139 amino acids. The transcript has 2 exons. Lineage: Eukaryota; Fungi; Basidiomycota; Pucciniomycetes; Pucciniales; Pucciniaceae.
AUGAGCAACAGCCCCUCCACCUUGACCUUGCCCUCCCAGCCACUCUUCCAGCUCACGCCGCCCACCACCAUCUCUCCACCUCCCCCACCCAUCUCACCCAGCCCCGCCAGCAGUCCCUCCUGUCCCUCCUCUGGAUCCCCACGCCCCCUUCCCCGGCCCACCAUGCUUGCUGACUGUUGCCGCCCCUCCGUCUGGGAAGCCAUCCAUGUGCGUCUUGGGCUCAGCAGGCCCCUCCUCCUCAUCCCCCUUGGCCCCCUUGAUCUCUGGCGAGCCUGCAAGCGCACACUUGACAGCCAGAACUGGGGCCCGCCCGCUUCCGUGUCGGUCUCCGCACUGCCGCCAAGACCCCUCAAAUCCACAAAUCCCCCUUCCUCACUCUCACCCAUCUCACCAUCCUUGCCCACCCCGCCCCCAGAAUGA